AUGAUUGGCAGUGUCUUCUUUAUCUUCAACCGCUUGGUUGAGAUCGUCUUCCUGAUCCCAAUCAUUGGCAUGAUGGCUUACUUCGUGAAUGGUUACCUCAAAGCCAACGAGCUCACACCAGCCUACAUCCUCGUCCUCUUCAUCGUCAGCGUAAUCGCCAUCUUCUGGGCCGUCGACACCCUGAUCCGCUUCUCAACAACGAAACGCUCGGCAAUCUUCGUCGCCUUCAUCGACCUGUGCUUCUUCGGCGCUUUCAUAGCAGGAGUCUACCAGCUGCGCUUCAUCGCAAACGCAGAUUGCGCCAGUUGGCAUGGAGGCUCGGUCUGGAUCUCACUUGGUCCCUUCGGGUCUUACGGUGAAAGGACGGAUAACCCGCUUGCGCUGGAUGUGAAUAAGACUUGUGCGAUGCUGAAGGCUUCCUUUGCCAUUGGUAUUAUGGAGGUUGUUUUCUUCUUUUGGACUGCUUGCCUUGCGAUGUUCUUGCAUCAUUCGCAUCGUGAUGUUGUUGUGAAGGAGACUACUGUCCGUCGGCGGAGUCAUAGUUCUCGUCGGGGCCAUGGAUCUGGGUCGCAUCACUCCCGUCAUCGCAGUUCUAGUCGCAGGCCUUCCCACUAUGUUGUUUGA
Penicillium antarcticum is the source of this 624-nucleotide messenger RNA. RefSeq lists its product as uncharacterized. The coding region runs from base 1 to 624 and encodes 207 amino acids. The transcript is spliced from 2 exons. NCBI's taxonomy places the organism in Eukaryota, Fungi, Ascomycota, Eurotiomycetes, Eurotiales, Aspergillaceae. The record is from RefSeq and is a predicted model, not a curated record.